Molecule: messenger RNA, 2329 nt
Organism: Pseudoliparis swirei
Lineage: Eukaryota; Metazoa; Chordata; Actinopteri; Perciformes; Liparidae
Exons: 4
Coding region: 386-1075 (229 amino acids)
Biological process (GO): spermatogenesis
Cellular component (GO): nucleus; cytosol
Source: RefSeq, a predicted model, not a curated record
CCCUUCCUCCUUCUUCCAUGGCAACUUCAAGGGACGGGGGGCUAUGGGAGGAGCGACGGUUGAAGGUCCAGGUGGUCGAGCCUGCGUAAAAACGCAUCAAACAGACGCAACGCACUUACGAAAUUGUGAACGUCAUGAAAAAAAACUUGAUCCCUGUAGCUUUUGGCACUCCUAGGAAUAAAUAAGCUGUUUUCAGAGAAAACCUCCUGGAUUUCUCUGCUGGAGAUACAACAAAAAGAGCGGAAAGCGCUUCAGUGGUGCGUCGCUGCGAUCUCUCUAGAAAACGGACACCACGGGACGAACCAGUUCAGGUUGAACUUAAAACUGUUGGUCAAAGAAGUCAACCUGAAAACAAGAUCAAGACGGCUCCGCGACCAGUGGAGAUAUGUUCAAGAAAAGCAAGAGUAAAGUGCUGGUGGAUUACGCGUCAGAGGAAGACGACAUGUCCUGGCACUAUCAUCACUCCUACAAGGACAAAGACAUAGAAGGAGAGGAAGAGGAGGAGGAAGCUGUCACUGCAGUAUCCAAGGAGGCCAAGGUGAAGAAGAUCAUGUCCAAGAAAGAGAGGAGGGAGAAGAAGAUGUUCUCCUCUAAAGAUGACGAGCACUUCUUGUUGACCGGAGUAAAGCUGACUGACCGCAGAGGGCCUCCCAAGAAAAUCAAGGACGAUGAGGAAAAAAAGGACAAGGCAGAGAAGGGCCACUGUUUUUGGGAGAGUGUUACCAUGACAAUGAGGCAGAUCUCCCCCACCAAAAAACUGGAGAAAAUGGAGGGCUGGGAGCCUCCACACCUGGACAACUCAACUGAGACUGUGACCGACGAAGCCCCGGAGGACAAGAGCCAGAAAGGGCCCCCGCCAGGGUCGUUCCCCGACACUGCCGGCCUCCCUUUGGAACUGGCCUCCUGGGCUGGCCAGGGUCUUGAGGAGGACUCUUCCCGCUAUGCGAAUCUGUCGGACUCCAAGAAUUCAACAGCUGCCAUCAGGUGGACAGCCCGCGCCAAAGUCAAGUUGUCUGGCAUCAGCAGGAUGAGCAGAGGGAUCGUGUCAGAAAGCGCUUGGGAGGGGUUUAAAUAGGAGCCAUUUCACCUUUGAUACCCUCUCUCCUCACCUCAAUAAAGUGGAUGAAGACCUGAACCAAAAUCUGCUCGUCUGUUGUAAAGCCCUGAACAUAACACUUAGUGUAGAAGUCCUCAACAUGCAAGUUUUAUCAAUGGGCUUUUGACAUAAAUUGUAAAUUACAACAAAUAAAAGCCUUAAACUACUGUACCAUUUGAACUGUGAUAUCCACUGGCCUGGCAUUUAGAUAUUUUGAUUUGCCAAUAAAUGAGAAGAGAGAUUUUCAUAUAAAUAUUAAGGCUGCAGGUGUUUGAUAAUUCAUGAAGAAUAAACAAACCUCCUGAAGACUUGUUGGUUUUCAGGCUCGUUGACAAUACAGAACUAAGUGAAGAAUGUGAGUCUGGAGCUCUGAUAUACACAUCGAUGAUGGGCUUAAAAUGUGUGCAAUGAUGAAACAGAUUAUGAAAUCAUUUGGGUCUGGAAUGUUAGUGUGUGUGUUUGCAAGUGUGUGUGUGUAAAAGAGAGGUUGAUGGACUUGCAUGCACAUUUGUUUUUUUUCGCAAAUCACAGUUGGCGUGCUAAAGAGAUUUUAAGUUCUGUUGUGUUGGGAGCAUGUGAGGGAUUCAAAUCAAAGCAACCCUUGCAUUGUCAUAGUUUGAUACAUGUUUAAAUCUGAUGCUGAAUAAUUUUGUAUAACAUUUGUAAUGCUGACAAGAUGAAAACCAAACUCUGUGUAUACUUGUAAAACACAAAGAAGAGACUUCAUGCAGCUGUGCCUUGUAUCAAAACAAUGACAUCAUGUAUGUACCAUUCUCUGUGCACAAAACAAUGCCUAUGCAUAUGUCGACCCAGCAUGCACUUGUGCGACUCAAACUGGUUUCCAGUUACACUCCCUGGAUGCUGUUAGCUUCACCAACAGUACCAGUUAUUAAACAAGUGUUUGGGGGCUACAUUAUGAAACAUCCUUUAUUGCUGUUUGCAUAUCUGUAUUUUGUAUAGGCUUGAGACAAUGAAGAGUCAUUUUGUUUCUAAGUGAUUCUUUUCCUUUUAGGUGAAUAGGAGACGUCGUGCCACUGGUCUUUGCGUCUCUUUUCAUAUUUGUCUUUGUUUUAAUCUGUUUACUGAAUUAGUGUGAUGCUGAGGUCUGCUUCAUUGUAGCCAGAAGUGUACACAGAUAUGGGUGUGCUUCCAAGGAUGCAUGUAUCCUGUAUUCAUGCAUUAAACAGCUGCAUUACAUUCUCUGAAGCAGAAUAAAGAUCUUUUCCGACUGCG